AUGUUGAUGUUGCGCAAUUUGAAAUCAAGUCGUCCAUCGACCUUUCAGGUAAUUGCUGUGCUCGCAGUCACCUGCAGCGCGGUAGUAGCAUUCACGAAAUUCGACAAUGCUUUCACUUACACCCAUGAGAGUCUUCGUCUAGCGUUAGGGAUAUUGAUGUGGCUCGCUCUGUUUGUGGGCCUUAUUCGUCCCGACCAUGGAGUCAGAUCCCGAAGUGUUUGGUAUGGUCUUCGCUGGAUUGUUGGAACUGCCAGAGUGAUUUUGAUAUACUACAACAUUUACACUCGGCUACACGCAUACAUGGUGAUGAGAGGAAUGAGGUUGCAGACUCUACAAACAUUAUUUUCGAUCCGGCUUGGUUUUAUUGGUCUCAUGUACCUCCCCCAAGAUCGGCGGAUGCUAUAUUGUAGCAGAAGCCGAAUCUUUGAUGACUGGGACAGGAAUGUACAAUUAUCAAAGCUAUGA
Physcomitrium patens is the source of this 465-nucleotide messenger RNA. NCBI's taxonomy places the organism in Eukaryota, Viridiplantae, Streptophyta, Bryopsida, Funariales, Funariaceae. The record is from RefSeq and is a predicted model, not a curated record.